Messenger RNA from Candidula unifasciata, 214 nucleotides. The record is from the annotation of a GenBank genome assembly. Lineage: Eukaryota; Metazoa; Mollusca; Gastropoda; Stylommatophora; Geomitridae.
AGUGCCCAGGUGGCAGGUGGUUCGGCGAGGAUUGCACUGACCCAUGUCCAGAGACAUGUAAAGGUGGGGUCUGUGAUGCACUCACCGGUGACUGUAAAGGUAAUUUAACAUUUCAAUGUUCGGAUGGCAGGUACGGAGCACGGUGCACACAGACUUGUCCGUACACAUGUAAAAAUUUGCAGUGUGACAUAACUGACGGCUACUGCACAGGUAA